AUGCUCGUCCUCUGGGAAGUAAGUCGUACUGAACUUCAAGACAAAAGGAAGAUAAUUGAACGUCAUCACAAUUGUUGUCUCAGCCUCCCUCUUGAUAUUGUUCCCAAAGACGCCCACGUGGUCCUGCGCAGGCUCUCUCGUGACCUUCGUCGUUAUGCUAUUCGUGAUGUCCUUCGAUGUUCGCAUUCGGCCAUUGAGUCGCUUCACUUCAAGGAGACAUGGAUCGUCGAAGUUAAUGACGAGGGUGGCAGCAUCACCCAGUUGGUAUGA
Molecule: messenger RNA, 270 nt
Organism: Dibothriocephalus latus
Lineage: Eukaryota; Metazoa; Platyhelminthes; Cestoda; Diphyllobothriidea; Diphyllobothriidae
Source: the annotation of a GenBank genome assembly